Messenger RNA from Parnassius apollo (apollo), 4170 nucleotides. Lineage: Eukaryota; Metazoa; Arthropoda; Insecta; Lepidoptera; Papilionidae. The record is from the annotation of a GenBank genome assembly.
AUGGACUGGAAUAAUUCUCAUAAUCAAGGUUAUUGGUUUGUACUUCGAGAAGAUCAAAGUAAUGUAAUAUUUAGCAGUAACAAUUUUACUAUUCAAAACCCUCAAAUUGCAGGUCCGGAGACAAAAUACAUUGUCGAUGAUGUUGAUAACAAGCAGUACAUACAAAUCAAUGAAGCUCCUACCACUAUACAAAAUGAAACUGUAGAUCAGUGUGACAAAGAAAUUUUAGAGCCAUCAAAGGAUGAUAACUUCUGGGAUAGAAAUAAAAUAAAAUUACUGCUCACACUAUGUCUCGAAGACAAAUUUAAAAUGGUUAAUAAAGAUAAAAUGUUAUGGAAUGACAUAGCUGUCAUCGUGGGUACAUCGCCAGAUGAAUGUGAUAAAAAAUUUAGGAACCUGAGAAGAACUUAUAUCAGGUUAUAUAAAAAGAAAAAAUUAGGCAAGGAUAUAAAAUGGAUUCACUACAAUAUUUGUGAAGAAGUCUUUAAAGAUUGUAAAUCAUUGUCUCCAUCAAUACUUGAAUCUUGGGAAGAUAGCAAAAUUAGAAGAUUGCUUAAUUUGUAUUUAGAAAACAUAAAUAAAUUCAGAAGUCGUGAAUGCUUGCAAAAAGAUGUUUGGAAAGAAAUUGCUUCUCAAUUAAACACCACCGAGUAUAAUUGCUAUCAUAAGUUUAAAAAUUUAAAAAGAACUUAUUUCAAUUGGUUAGAAAGGAGUCAGGAAACUGGCAAGUUAAUUAAGUGGCCCUACCAGCACUACUUUGAGAGGAUAUUUUAUAACUACAAUCCCAAUGCUGGUCCUUGGGACAGAAAUAAAAUAAGACAACUUAUAGAAGCAUAUGGCCAAAUAGCCCACAAAUUCAGGAACCCAAGGUUUCAAAAAAAGGAGCUUUGGAAGGAAAUUUCAAAUAUAGUUGGGGAAAGUCCAAGUAGUUGUGAUAGAAAAUUUAGAAACUUAAAACAAACAUAUAUUAGAUUAAAAAUUAGGGCUGAGUCAGGAAGGUCUAUAACAAAGUGGUGUUAUUAUAACGAUUUUGAAUCAAUAUAUGAAAGAAAUAGGUACCAUACAAAUGAUAGCACCUCAAGCUUAGUAUAUAAAAGUCAUGAAGAGGAUUAUGUCGUACAACUCUUAACAUUUUAUUUAGAAAAUAAACAUAAGUUCAGGGAUCCACUUACGAAAAAUAAAAAGCUGUGGCGUCAGAUAGGCCCUAGAUUGGGCUUGACUCCAGAAGAAUGUGAUAAAAAAUUUAGAAAUUUAAAACAAACUUACAUAAGGUUAGCAGGGAGAAAGAGAGAAACUGGUAAAAGUAAUCAAUGGCCAUAUUAUACUUACUUUGAGCAAAUUUAUGAUGAGCCGAGACUACACGGAGAAUGUAAUCACUGGUGUGGAGUUGAUAAUGUAACUCUGACAUCAAUAAAGAAAGUCGUCAGAGAUCUUUAUGAGAAGCAGGACAAUGAUAAGUUCGAAAAAUUUGUUCAAGUGAUUGAAGAUUCAAAUUCUAUUCAAAGAGAAAGGAACAAAAUACUCAAAGCACUUCUCCACAGAAAAUCUCAUUUACCCCAGAUGAAGAAUCAAGGCCCUUCAUUGAGCGAUCAACCAACUACACUUCCAGCAGAUGAACAGCGAACUACGACUGCUUCAAACGAGCAGCCAAGUACAUCUGCGCACGAAGAUGAUCAAACUCAAGUUUUUCAAAGUUUAUCAUCUGCUGCUACAAUAUCCCAGCAAGCUAUUCCAUCAACACCUAAAAUCAAAAAGUCAGCCUGGCUUUUUUGUGAUCAUGUUGAAAAAAAGUUGUAUGACAUGGACACGUCACGAUUAGCUGGUGAAAUAGCAAAAUUAGAAUCUACUAAAAAGAAUCGAUUCAGAGAUGUCGCUUACGAAUUGCGCAAUUGUAUCACAUCUCUGGAAAGUACGAAGCUGCCAGAUAAUCUAACUCCAAAGGAUGUCAUUCUCGGAGAGUGCAAUAUUCCAGAACAACUUUUUAAUUUCGUGUGUGACUUAGUUCUAGGACCAGAUACUCGUCGUAAAAAUUCAGGUGAUGAUUUGGUGAAAAUAAAGUCUGUGUGUAGUGACCUGAUUUAUAUUGUAUCCAAAGGUAGAGUCAAACCGUCAAAACAUCUUACACUCGGGUUAUCAAUGAAAUCUAUGACAAGUUCACGAAAAGUUUUAACGAUAUUAAAUAGAUAUGGACAUACAAUAGGCUAUAAUUUAGCUGAAGAAAUUGAAACUGAGAUGACGUAUAGUUCCCAAAACGAAAACAAUGCGAUACCGGCCGGUAUUAGCAGAGUUGAUGGGCUAAGCACGCACGUAGCUUUCGAUAACUUUGACCGUUUCGUCGAUACAGCCACUGGGAAAGACACUUUGCACGAUACAGUUGGUAUCAUUUAUCAAUUUCGCAGCGAAAAUGAUGACCCUGAUAAUAUAGACAAUUCAGAUACUUCUGAUUCAGAAUCCCUAAGCGCAUAUGUCCAUGAAGGUUCCACGGAGCCUCUUGCAAGAGCUCGUAAGAGACGGCGUUUUGAAGCACCUUCGAAGGAAAUUCGUCCCUUUGUCAAGACACCAUUUACAAGUAUGACGUUUCUGCCUUUUCAAACAAUUACUGAAACAAUCGAUGCGUGUCAUUCAGAUAAAUCAAUCGCAAUUGAUAAGGAUUUGGUUUGGAGUAUGUCUUUAUCUCAAAUUGAUUCGGUACCCAUGUGGUUAAGUUAUAACUGCAAAAUUGGCAUUGAUGAGAGUAAAAUUCAGACAGUCGAGUACUUAUCACCAAUUAAUGAAUCUCCUACAUCGCUAGCUGUUGUUCAAGAAACUCUUAACAUUGCAAAGGAAAUUGCUAAGAAUUGUAAUCAACAACAGAUCAUAGCUACUUACGAUUUAGCAAUAGCCAAAUUAGCUAUGCAGAUUCAACAUACUAAAAAGCCAGAAUUUGACGAUAUAUUCAUUAAUUUAGGCGCAUUCCAUACCCAAAUGGCUUUCUUUAAAGCAAUUGGAAAGUAUAUUGAUUCCAGUGGAUUAGUAGAGAUUUUGGUUGAAGCAGAGGCACUAGCAGAAGGUUCAAUGAACAGCUUCUUAGAUAGUAAACAUUUUAAUCGAUGUAAGCGGCUAUAUCCUUUGGCUUCUGGUGCUUUGCAGAUUCUUCAUUUUGAAAAAUAUCUGUCAGAAAUUGACACGGAUGAUGUUGAAACUUUAAAGGAAGACUUAAACGCCGUAAUGAAUAUUUCAUGUGGAAUCAACGAGAGCAUUGUUUUACCUGAUUCAUUGGAUAAAAUACUGCAGGGUUACAAACAAUUCCGCGAAAUAACACUUCAGGGCGGUCAUGGAAAGACAGCUCAAUAUUAUUUGCAGUAUACUGAACUUAUCAACAUAUUUCUUCGAUUUUCUAGAAGCAUACGCUGCAGUAAUUUUGAGCUUCUACUUAGAUUCUAUCUUCGAAAUGAAUUUCGCGAAGGUGUAUUUGGUAUUAGACGCACAAAAUCAUACUUAGGCAGAUCACCUAUAGACUUGACUUUGGAGCAGACGAUUAAUGCUGAUGCCGGUAAUACCUUGACUGGUGUAAGCCAUUUUACAAAUUCGAUCGCUGCACGAGAAAGAUGGGCUCUUAGCCAUAGUGUCAGGACUAAAAUUAUGUCGUCCGUGAAAGCAGAAAUCGGAUUAUCUCAAGCAGAUGAUACUUCUUAUACGUUACAGAAGAAUCGAAUUGAGAAAGACUCCAAAACUCUAAACAAUAUUGUUAAAACGAUGAAGAAAACAAUGAAUCCUUUUUCUGAAAAUGUUGACAAAGAUCGUUUGUUCAAUUUGUCAACUGGUAAAGCGGCAUCCUCAAAUGUUACUGAUUAUUUACUCAAUGUUAAGUCUUUAGGUCAAGAACAAAAGUUAAAAUUUUUUUCGGAAUGCUCUGAAGAUUCAACAAGAUUUGUGAGAUCAAUAAGUCGUAAUAAAAUAAAUAACUUCGCUUCAGAUUGUGUUAAAAAAAGUAUUAAGAGUACCACCGGAGACAAAAAUACAAUAAUUAAAAUGGAACGAGAUAUUUUUGGACGUCUGUUGGCAAUUGCUAUUAAUCAAAAAGUUGACAUUGGGUACUGUUUGUCAUUCCCUCUAGCACCUCUACCUCCUGCACUAUUCCACUGCUCAGGUGACAUAAUGAAGACGGACAAGUCAACUCUGAGUAAAUAA